This is a messenger RNA of Rhinichthys klamathensis goyatoka, 3700 nucleotides long. It is a transcript of the gene ubtf, whose product is annotated as upstream binding transcription factor. The transcript has 21 exons. The record is from RefSeq and is a predicted model, not a curated record. Bases 1365 to 3572 code for a protein of 735 amino acids. NCBI's taxonomy places the organism in Eukaryota, Metazoa, Chordata, Actinopteri, Cypriniformes, Leuciscidae.
UCACAUGUUAACAUAUUAAAUCAAAUUCACUUCUUAUAUUAAAACUUUACAUUAUCAUCACGAGUAUAAAAAAAAGUGUUCAAAACAAGCCCGAAUCGGCACACGAGCGUGCAGGUUUGAUGGCGCCUCGGUAGCUCGUGACAGCAGCUCCGAGUUUAUAAUCCAAAUGGAAGCGAAACCCGGGCGACCCAUCCGUGAUGAGAGCGGCGAGCAGGCAGGGGAGAGAUUGAAAAUGUGGAUGUCGCCUUGGAAAGAGAAAUGAGCGGAUCGAGAGAGCUGCGCGCUGACUGGAAGGAGAGCGAGAGAGAUGGAGGCGGGGGGAAGUCUCUCUCAGCUCUGCGGGGACUGGAGCGCCCGUGCCCUGGACCGGCGGCGCAGUGCUGGCUAACAGUCAACCCUCCCCUUGUUCCACCACCACUUCCACACACAAGCAGCGACAGGUAAGAUCAAACCAGCGCCUUAUCCUACCGACCGUUUGGUAAACAAACCUUGAACAAAUUCUUAAAUGAAACGACAAAAAGAAAAAAAAAUCAAAAUAUUUUGACUUUAGAUCAUUGGUGGAUUUUGUUUGUGUUUAAAUUCGCGUUGACUUGGUGCAAGGCAACGGUACAUUCCGAGUCGCCUUACCCGAAUUUCCCGUAUUGUGACUCGGGGAAAAACAUCCCCCGUUUAUAUACCAAACCCUUUCGCCGUGUUUAAUUUCUUAAUGUAACUCUAAAAGCCACUAACCUAUUUUUUAAGCGAGAUAAGGGCACCUCUAUCGUGUUUGGAGACCUCGCGGUCGUCUUCAUUUCCGAGUCAGGACUCCAUGAGGCUCGUGAAGGAAAGAAACAGCCGCCUUUGGUUCGCCAUCACGGAGCUCGGUUAUCUCACAGUGUGGGCUCGUUUUCGCUUUUGUGAAAGCAAAUUUCGCCAUCACAUUUGACAUUUUAUCGGCUAUCUGUGUUUGAGGAGCAAACCGGGUGAGUUCAGAACCAAUCGCGCUGGUUUUUCUCUCGGUGGAGGUGAAUUGCUCGCAGCGUGUGCAUGGAGGGUAGUAUGGCGGCUCUAGAACAGUCGUCACGCCAGGGAAGCGUCCUCUUCUCGGUUGUUACAAUUUUCCAUUGUGAUUGUGAACAAAAUGACAUGUUUAUUCACAGGAUUGAUUCAUUUCUCACUGAGUUGAUCUCGACUGUCAUAAUUGUGCUUCAGUCACCGCGUACUAAGUAAAAGUAACCGUAUAAUUCUUCCAUUUCUAGUUUCGAAGCCUUUGUAGAGCCUGCUGCCUGCCAUACGGCCGCACACCGUGCUUUCACCCCGCAUUCCUCGUCACUCGAAAGUCGGGGUAAACAACCAGAUUUCUUUACGAGUGAUUAAUCCUGACAAUGAAUGGAGAAAUGGACUCCUCUGCUAAAGAGAUCGUUUGGGAGCAGAGUGACCUAUUGAAGCUCUUGGAUGCCAUGAAGGUGAACCUGCCAGAUAAGGAUCUGUCCAAGUACAAGACGUCCGAGUCCCAUUUGGACUGGGAGAAAGUGGCUUUUAACUCAUACUCUGCGGAGAUGUGCAAACAGAAAUGGCUGGAAGUUUCACGUGAGAUACGUAAAUUCCGCACCCUCUCUGAACUGAUCGUGGAUGCACAGGACUAUGUCAAAAAUCCAUACAAAGGAAAGAAGCUGAAGAAACACCCAGACUUCCCCAAAAAGCCAUUGACACCGUAUUUCCGUUUCUUUAUGGAGAAGCGUGCCAAGUAUGCUAAACUACAUCCAGAGAUGAGCAAUUUAGAUCUCACAAAGAUCCUGUCCAAAAAAUACAAGGAGCUCCCAGAGCGUAAAAAAGAGAAAUACGUGAAAGACUUUCUCAGAGAAAAGGAGUCUUUCAUGGUCAGCAUGAUGAAGUUCAGGCAGGAUCAUCCCGACCUUCUAGAGAACGUUAAUAAGAAGUCCAAUGUUCCAGAGAAGCCCAAGACACCCCAGCAACUGUGGUACAGCCAUGAGAAGAAGGCCUUUCUCAAAGGACGCCCAGAUGCGACCACCAAAGACAUUAAGGAUAGUGUUGCAAAGCAGUGGCCACAGCUGUCAGACAAGAAGAGGAUGAAGUGGAUCAUGAAGUCUCUGGAGCAGCACAAACUGUAUGAGGGGACAAUGCGCGAGUUUAUCCAGCAGCACCCAGAGUUGAACAUCACGCAGGAGGACAUCGUCAAAUCCACUCUGACCAAAGCAGAGAGACAGCUCAAGGACAAGUUUGAUGGGCGGCCCGACAAACCACCUUCUAAUGGUUACUCAAUGUUCUGUGCUGAGCUUAUGUCCAGUAUGAAAGACGUCCCCAGUACGGAGCGUAUGGUCAUGUGCAGCCAGCGCUGGAAACUCCUCAAACAGAGCGAGAAAGAUGCUUACCAAAAGCGCUGUGAACAGAAAAAGAAAGAAUAUGAAGUUGAGAUGAAUCGCUACUUAUUAAGUAUCUCAGAGGAGGAACAGCAGAGAAUAAUGUCAGAACAGAAGAUGGGCAGCUUUAAAAGGGGAGGUGGUGGCAGCAGCCCCGCUUCUAAAAAGAAGAGCGCCACAGCAAAGUCUGCAGAGAAGCCCAAGCCCCCUGUGUCUGCAAUGUUCAUUUUCUCAGAAGAGAAGCGCCCAAAACUUCAUCAGGAAAGGCCUGAUCUUUCUGACAUGGAGCUCACCAGACUUCUAGCCCGCAUGUGGAACGAGCUUUCUGACAAGAAGAAGGAGAAGUAUAAAACUCUGGAGAUGACGCUGAAGGCAGACUCUGAAAAGCAGAGCAAAGAGGACAAAGGGAAACUACCAGAAACACCCAAAACAGCUCAGGAAAUCUGGCAACAGAGUGUCAUUGGAGACUAUCUCGCCCGGUUCAAGAAUGAUCGAGCGAAAGCUCAGAAAGCCAUGGAGGCCACCUGGAAUACCAUGGAGAAGAAAGAGAAGAUCAUGUGGAUCAAGAAGGCUGCAGAGGACCAAAAGAGAUAUGAAAGAGAGCUGAGUGAGAUGCGAUCACCUGCCCCAGUCUUUAUCAUGGGGAAGAAAAUGAAAUUUGAUGGGGAACCUAAGAAACCACCCUCUAACGGUUAUCAGAAGUUCUCUCAAGAGAUGCUGUCGAACGGUGAGCUGAACCAUCUGCCCAUGAAAGAGCGCAUGGGUGAAAUCGGAGGCCGCUGGCAGCGACUCCCUCAGAAAGAGAAGGACCAUUACAAAAGGAUGGCGGAGGAGAAACAGAGGCAGUACAGAGUGCUUCUCGAGCAGUGGCUUGCGAGUAUAACACCUCAGGAGAGAACUGUGUAUAAAGAAUAUAACUCACUGAAACGGAGGAGCACAAUAAAACCUGGUGGCACGAAUGCUAAAGUGAAACCCAAGGCCAAAGUAUCGGAAGACGAAGAGGAGGAUGAUGACGACAACGAUGAUGAUGAAGAGAAGGAAUCUGAUGACGGAUCAUCCUCUGAUGACAGUGAUGAUGAUGAUGAUGAUGACGACGAUGACGAAGAUGAUAAUGAAGACAUGGAGGAUGAAGAGGUGGAGGAUAAGGAGAAUAAAACAGAAAGCAGCAGCAGUGCUUCCAGCUCUGAUUCAUCGGGUUCAGACUCGGACUGAACCAAAGCCGAGUCAGCCUGAGCCCACAGACUGCCAGAAACGCUGUGAACUGAGCCAUGAGCCGGGGGUCUGAGCCUGCUCUGCACUGCGCUCUUCCCACCACAGGAGGGGGCUCACCCCGCUGUCAC